Pelagomonas calceolata is the source of this 3034-nucleotide messenger RNA. The record is from the annotation of a GenBank genome assembly. NCBI's taxonomy places the organism in Eukaryota, Pelagophyceae, Pelagomonadales, Pelagomonadaceae.
CGAAAAAUUUGGCCUCGGGCUUUUUCCAAAUUUAGCAGCUGGGCAGUUUCGCGACCUGUGGGUACCCGCGGACUACUCUGCCGCGACCCCUGAACGCUCAGCUGUGAAGCCGGCGCUGCCGGACGAAGCCCUGGCAAGCCCGGCCCCCUGCUAACCGCUAGGCAGCCGACGCAGCCGACGACGCCGGCGCGAAGCCCGAAUCAAAACCAUGGACCAGUUCGAAAGAGCAGCCACGCGCGCCAUCGUCACCUGCGGGCCGAAAGAAGCCCUAGAACGACUCGGCGCCCACGCCGACGACGGCCUCGCCGCGCAAGAAGUUGAUCGGAGGCGCCAGAUCUCGGGCCCGAACGAGCUCGCCAAGACGGAAGAGGAGACGGCCUGCGCGAAGUUUUUGGAGCAGCUCAAGGAGCCUCUGAUUUUGUUGUUGUUCGCGUCCGCUGUGGUCUCCUCGUUGCUAGGGCAAUAUGAUGACGCCAUUUCGAUAGCGGUGGCCGUGCUCAUCGUGACGACGAUCGCCUACAUCCAGGAAAGUAAUUCGGCUAGAACUUUAGAAGCUCUAGCCGGCUUGGUGCCGCCUAGAUGCUUAGUGGUGCGGUCGGGCCUGCCGGCGGCGGACGUGGCCGCUGCGGAUUUAGUUCCAGGAGACGUCGUGGUCAUCUCGACCGGCGAUAGAGUCCCGGCGGACUGUAGGUUAGUAGAAGCCGUGGAGUUGGUCGUCGACGAGUCCUCGCUCACUGGCGAGUCGGAACCCGUGUCGAAGUCUCGGGACUGGACCGGUGAUUUACCGACGACGGAUCAAGUGCCUCUAGCGGAGUGUCGCACUAUAUUAUUUGCGGGUACGUUCGUGCGUUUUGGACGAGGACGAGCGGUUGUGAUCACGGUCGGAGCCAAGACCGAGGUGGGAGCUGCUGCGCAAGAGUUGGAGUCGCUGGAACCAGGAAGAACCCCUCUACAGCAGGGCAUGGACGCUCUAGGAAGGAAGCUUUCUGCCGCAUCAAUCGCGGUCAUCGUCGUUAUAGGAUUAGUUGGUCUACUCCGAGGCGAAUCGUUACUUGGAGUCUUCACGGUCGGCGUUUCUUUAGCAGUAGCAGCCAUACCGGAAGGUUUACCUAUUUGCGUCGCUGUAACACUAGCGUUAGGUGUGAUGAGAAUAGCCCAGAGAAAUGCGAUCGUGAAAAGACUGCCGGCUGUCGAAGCACUGGGCUGUGCCGACGUCCUGUGCUGCGACAAAACGGGCACGCUCACGCAGGGUUCGAUGAAGGUCGCCGAGGCUAAAUGCGGUGCUUGGUCCUUGAGAAGAACGUUAGAUGGGAAAUGGGAGUGUCGGAGGGAUGGGGAUCGGGAAUGGCGCACGGAUCUAGGAUUGCCUGGUUCCAUCGAAGCGUGCUUCGACGCGUGUUGCCUUUGUUCCAACGCGACGGUCCAGCACGGCAAUCCUACCGAAGUCGCAUUACUCGCCGCGGCGGAAGAGCUAGGAGUAGUAGACAGAAGAUCUAGGACGACGCGAGUCAGUGAAGUCGCCUUCUCCUCCGAACGUAAGAGGAUGGAGGUGCGCGUGAAGGACAAGAACGGCACGUUCACCUAUGUGAAAGGAGCUCUGGAGUCGCUCAACUUCGACGCGGAGCAAAAAUGGGCAGAUGAGAACUCGCAGAUGGCCGUUCGAGGUUUACGAGUAUUAGCAUUGCUGAAAUCUGAUGGGAGGACGACGCAACUGUUGGGAUUGGUUGGCUUGGCCGACCCGCCUCGCGAAUCCGCGCUACAGGCCGUGACUGAGUUACAUGAGAGAGGCACGCGGGUGGUGAUGCUCACGGGCGAUGGGCGGGAAACGGCCGUCGCCAUCGCGAAGAAAGUAGGUAUAUUGGGAGACGGUUUAGUACUGUCAGGUUCCGAACUAGAUCAAUUAGCGUCAGGAUCCCUGAAGGCCUCCGAUUUGACCGAUGAAGAUACUCCCGGAGGUACACUUUUUUGUGGCUCGCCUCGAAGAGAUCCGGAUCGGGUCUCAUCCGUCGUGCAGCGCGUUGCUGUCCUCUAUCGCGUGUCCCCGCGACACAAGUUGGCCGUCGUACGACUCUUAAGGCAAGCGGGAAGAGUGGUAGCGAUGACCGGGGAUGGAGUAAAUGACGCCCCAGCUCUCAGAGCGGCGGACGUCGGCGUGGCGAUGGGAAAGAUAGGUACGGACGUGGCCAAGGAGGCGGCGGACGUCGUCCUAGCCGACGACGAGCUCGGGAGCAUUGUGGCCGCGGUGGACGAAGGGAAGGCCAUCUUCCACAACAUCCGGAACUUCCUGACCUUCCAGUUGUCCACUUCUUUAGCUGCCUUGGGUAUCGUGGCAGGGGCAAAGGUGCUUGGGUUACCACCUCCCCUAAACCCGACCCAGGUGUUGUGGAUCAACAUCAUCAUGGACGGGCCCCCGGCGCAGUCGUUGGGCGUGGAACCGUGUGAUUCUGCAGUCAAAUUACAGCCCCCAAGAAAGCGAGACGAGCCAGUCAUCACGGAUAAAAUGGCGCGCCGAGUGCUCUCAUCAGCGGCAUUAGUAACGGCAGGCACGCUCUACGUCUUCUCGUCGGAAUUCGCCAAGGACGGUAUCGAUAGCAGCACGAGGCACGACACGACGAUGACCUUUACGACUUUCGUGCUCUAUGACAUGGUCAAUGCCUUGACUUGUCGCUCGGACGUGGCGUUGGUCGGUACUUCUCGGUUGCCGGUCUUUGCGAACAAGGCGUUUGUCGUGGCCAUUGCUUGCUGUUUGGUUGGGCAGUUGUUAGUAGUAUACACGGCUUUCGGGCAGCGCGUUUUUGGGACCGAAGCGCUGUCGAUGCACGAUGUUGGGGUUUGUGCUUUUUGGGCUUCAUUAGUGCUGCCCCUUGAUAUUCUCAGGAAGCUGAACCUGUUCGGCAACCGAAUGGGCUGGAUCGUCUCCUGGGGCGCUUCGGCCCCCUCGAAGAAGGUUGAUGACGAUGAGGACUUCAUGGAGCGGAAGAACUCGCUGGGAGUCGUGUAAUUCCUACUUAUCAGUGAGGUGGGGAAAGGGGAG